UCACCAAGGCGCAGUAUUAGCUAACACACGGACCUCCAGCAGCAUGCAGCAGUGCAGCUGCAGAGAGCCAACAGGCCGUUGAUUUGCUGCGUGCGCGAGAUCUGGACACGGUACAAACUGUUUCAGCCACCGCCAACGUAAGUGACCCAAACCGCUGGACUGUCUAUUUUUAGCUAACAACUUUUUCUGUGAAAAGCAACCGUGAAUUGCAAACAAAAUUUCAAGAAAAUGAGGCUCAAAAUCAAGAGGGAAAACAUCAAUGCAUUUUAAGUAAACUUGGUGAAAAAAGAAUCAACAAAACUAAGUGAAUCAUCGGACAAAAUGUGAUUUGAGUCAAGGUGGAAAUCAUCAUUGUUUUAUGUUGCUCUCACGUGUAACUUUGAUGCCAAGGAGGGCAUCCAGUCACAUUACCAGCGAAGAUGAGAUUUCAUCCUCGUUGCCAUGGAAGCAAUAUUGAACUCACAGAGGAGGACACGAGAGCAACUCGCGUAAACAGUUUCAGCCACGCGAUUGUGUACAGCAACCGACCCCUCUCCGCGGGGCAGAAGAUUUCGUUUGAAUUCUGCAAGUACGAGACGUGCUGGAAUGGAGCGCUACGAGCAGGUUUGACCAAUCGGAAUCCGGAUAGCAUUGACCCAGGUGCCUUACCCCAGUAUCUACUGCCGAACCCCACAGAGCAACAUGUACCUGGAACGUGGGCCAAGCCACUCCCAGAAGACAAGGCAAAGACAGAGAAUCUCUUCUCAUUUUUCUACACGGAGGAGAGAGUGGUGCAGUUCUUUAUAAACAAUGAACAUCUGCAACAAUAUGAAAUACCGGACAAUUCGGUUGACAUUAGUAAACCAGUUUGGGUUGUGCUGGAUCUCUAUGGAUGGACUGUGUCUAUAAGAUGUGUUCAACCAAUUCAAGAUGACGUCCCAUCAGAGGUGAUCUCCCGGGGGCCAGAAGCAACAGCGGCGUUUCAAGUUGCUGCUAAUUCUGGAACUAAGGCGGUACAUCGCACGCGCUUGAUGAUCAUUGGGCAGGCUGGAGCGGGAAAGACUAGUCUCAAGAAAAAUCUACUGGGGCAAAGAUGCGAGACUGAGGAGACAUCAACAAGCGGAAUUGACGCUACCCAUCUCUGCCACAUCCUUAAUAAAGAUGGAGCUCACAUCUGGCAGGAACAGCCCAUAGAAAAGUCGGACCUGGAAAAAGCCACGCUCGAUGAAUCCAGAGAAAUAGAAGAGGAGUACGCCAAGACUAUAGCUCUCAACAUCGCCCAUGAGUUCUUAAGACGACAGAAGACCGAUAAGAAUCUUAUCAUUGAGGAUGAGAGAGGGGCUGCGGAGAUGGAAGAUGCAGGCAAAGAAACUACUGAGAAAGGAGCCAAGGAGGAGGGGGAGAGGAGUGAUGGGUUGAUCAAGGAAAAGGAGGUUGUGGCAGAUGAGGAAGACGAGGACAAGCACGAAGCAGAAGUUAUUAGUGAUCUGGAGGUGACUGAUUCAAACCGCAUGUUUGAGAUUGACUCCUCCGACAUGAGUGACAACAAAGAAACCCCUCCCACCAGAGACCCCACCCUUGAAGAGUUCACCGCCUCCCUAGACAAGGUGUUGGCCGAGAGGGUGGCAUUCCUCGUCGACGAAUAUCUGAAGAAGAGCGAGAAGAUGGAAAAUGACCUGAAGGAGAGACAUCAGGAGGGCAGUAGGAGCUGCAUCGAUCUCAGUAUAUGGGACUUCACUGGCCAGUCUAUGUACUAUACAUUACAUCAGGUUUACCUGUCGUCGAGAGCCAUAUACCUCUUGACCUUUGACCUUUCCAAGGACCUUGAGGCAUCAGUGGAGACCCGCUCUGAUACCUGUCAUGAGCAGGUGGAAUGGAGUCAGGGCAAGUUCACUAACCUCAACUACCUAGACUUCUGGCUGAGAUCAAUCCAUGCUCACACUGCCAAGAAUGCCUGCAACGCCCCUCAUAACACCGCUCUGUCUCCUCCGAUAUUCAUCGUUGGGACGCAUAAAAAUAGUCUGGGAGCAGACCCGGUGGAGCGCCAGAGAAUGAUUGCAGAUAAGUUCCGAGCGAUCCGCACCUGUAUUCAAGGCAAGCCUUACCAGUCACAUGUCCUGCCAACAGACUUUGCCAUCGAGAACUGCUCCGACGAGGCUGAUGAAGAGGUCGUCAAGCUACGUGAGUGUAUUGAGUUAGUGGCAAGGAAAGAAUCGUACAUGGGUGAACAUAUUCCUCUGAAGUGGCUACGGUUUCAACACAGCACGGUUGAGCUCGUUAAAAAAGGCACCAACUACCUGUCCUAUGAAAAGGUGAAGCAGCUUGCGGAUGAAGUAGGUAUCUCAUCGGAUCAGGGCGUGGCUACGAUGCUUCAGUUCUACCAUGAUCUAGGAGUCCUCAUCUACAACCCUGAGCCUGGAGCCUUAGAUGCUGCUCUACAGAAUAUGAUCAUCCUAAGACCUCAGUGGCUGGUAGACGUCUUCAGGAAGAUCAUGGUUUUCAAGCAGGCUGAUACUGAGUUCGCAUCAUCUGUGAAGCGACUUCAGGAGCAAGGGAUCUUAGAGGACAAACUGGUAGUUCAUCUGUGGGCCGAGACGAUCGAGCAGAAGCCUGCCCUCCUUGGCCUGAUGGAGAAAUUUGACCUGCUGUGUCGAGACAACAAACAGAAAGGAGUGCUUUAUUACAUGCCAUCGUGUCUUAAGGAUUCCCCUAACAGGGAGGAGUUGGUGCCUGACCCUAAGAAUGCAGUCAUCUUCUACAUCACCUUUGGAGGUUUCUUACCAGUUGGUUUAUUUCAUCGUCUUGUUGUGCACGCAACGAGGUGGUCCCAGGAGCAUGGGGACCAGCCACCCAAGCUGACGUUCAGACAGACGCGAUUCUUCGUCGAUGAACAUCAUCAUUUUGUCAUUGAGAUGGCGCCAGUGCGGUUUGCAAGACUCAAGGUGACUGUGAUGAAGGCGGACCGUUCUGAGGAUAGAGGCUCCAGGAGGAUGUCAUCCAAAGCACCAGUCAGUCAGAAAGCAUGUGCUAAGGUGCGUAACUUCUUAGACUCUGCUCUCUCUGAUCUUCGAGCGGUCUGGAUGAAGAGAUUAACCCAUCGCUUCUCUGUGACCUGCCCCUGCAGCAAGCAGUGUGCAAUGCACGGCACAGAGGGCUGCGAUCGACCGAUGUGUCUGCACUUUCUGAAUCUAGACGAAUGUUUAGCCAGCAGCUUCGUCAUGUGUGAACAUCGCCAGGUCAAGACAAGCCUCUUCAGGAAGUGGUUCCCAAAGGAAAAACCAACAAUAGUGCCUUUGACAUUGAACAAUCCGAGUCGCAAAGACAAGAUAACAGAAGAGAACAUUCCAGGCUGGGUCAAGGCUGCAGCUAAGCUCUUGAACUCCGGGUGUGAAGGAGCGGACUGGCUAGCGCUGGCAACUAAACUCGGUUACAAGAAAGCCAAGAUCCAAAAGUUUCAGGACGAGCUCAACCCGGCCCUAAUCCUUAUACUGGAUUGGAUCCAGAAUAGCGGUAAUACAGCUCUAUCCCUGGAGAUGAUGAUCUCAUACCUAGAACAGAUGCAGCGUGAGGAUGUCAUUGAUGUUAUACAGAAAGGUCAAGAGUCUAAUACUCCAGCACCCGUAGUGUUCAUCAGCUACAACUGGAGUAUCCAAGAAGAGGUCUGCCUAAUGAGAGACCACCUAGAGAGGGCGGGCUUUCCCUGCUGGAUGGACAUUGGUCAGAUGGGCGGAGGAGACGCCUUGUACUCCAAGAUCUAUGAGGGAAUACGCAAUGCUAAGGCUAUCAUCGUGUGUGUCACUCCACAGUACGUCCUCUCAGAGAGCUGUAACCGUGAGGUAUGUCUCGCCGACCUCCUCAAGAAACCCAUCAUUCCGGUCAUGUUCGGCAAAGUUCCCUGGCCUCCGCCGGGGGGUCUAGCUCUCAUCCUCUCAAGGCUGAUCUAUGUGGACAUACACGGGGUCGGAGGCCACGGCGGGUCAGGUCGCAACGCCGAUAUCGAGACCAAGUACAACGAUAUCAUUAAUCAGAUCGGACCGUACGCCAAUCCCAUCAAUCCAAAGCCUAUCCUACAGACCGACCGGGUGUCGUCGGGUCAUCUGACUGUGGAAACGCCCUCGCUGAACGGCUCCCAGGAGUCACGCCCGUCAUUACCGACCCCGCCCGUCCAGCGAGACACCGAGUCGGUGCAAGGGGAGAUAAGGCAAGCACCACGGGCGGCUGUGACUAAGUGCGUGGUCUGCUCGAUUCUUUAACGUCAAGGAUGCUGGUCAUUCUGAUGUCAGUUGGAGAAGAACAUUUUUUUCUUUGAGUGCCAUGGAGCUGAUUACCUGAAAUCUUGUUUAUUUUGGUAAGCAGAGGUCAUUUGUUAAGCGGAAUUAUAGCUAGUAAUCAGCCACAUGUGGUGGUUAGUAUAGGGCCCAAUUUCACGGUUCUGCUUAUUGUAAGCACAGAAUCGGCGCUUACGGAAACAGGGAAUUCACACGUUAGGUGCGAACUUUGGCUUCUGCGCAUGUGUACUCCUCGUUACUAGGCAUUCUACGCUUACAAGGCUAGCGCAGAAAUUUGG
Asterias rubens (European starfish) is the source of this 4546-nucleotide messenger RNA. RefSeq lists its product as uncharacterized. Bases 420 to 4232 code for a protein of 1270 amino acids. The transcript is spliced from 21 exons. Gene Ontology annotation, biological process: signal transduction. Gene Ontology annotation, molecular function: protein binding. NCBI's taxonomy places the organism in Eukaryota, Metazoa, Echinodermata, Asteroidea, Forcipulatida, Asteriidae. The record is from RefSeq and is a predicted model, not a curated record.